AUGACGACGAGCAACGCGUUGAAGUCGUCUUUCUCCUUUAGUUCUUCUUCGCAUCGUCAUCGUUUUCGUGAUGAUGAUGAGAAAAAGUUUAACACUAAGAGACGACUCUCGUUUUUCAAAAGAAUCGAGAAAAGAAACAUCGAAACGUCGUCGUCGUUACGCGUGAAUGGAUUCAACGACAACAGAGAGGGGUUUUCAAACGAAAAAUACUCCGAAGAUGUCGAGAGGAAAUACAAUUUUUACGACAACGCGUGUAAUAAGAACGACGAUUACGAGACGAAGAAUAAGAGGAAUGAUUUUUAUAGGAUGAAGCCGAGCGAUGAUGAUUUUGAUGAGAAUAAUACGAAUAACAAUAACAAUAAUAAUAAUAAGAACAUUCGCCCGGCGAAAGAGAAGAAGAGGAAAACAGUCGCCGAUUUAAUGACGAAUCGAAGAAGACUGAGUUCUUCUUCUUCUUCUUCUUCUUCUUCUUCUUCGCAAAAGACGAUGGGGAGUAGUAGUAGUAGUAAACGCGGGACUACCGCGGCGAGGAAAAUCGAAGGAUUAGUAGACGCGAAAGCGAUUCAAGAGAGAGAAAAGAUGUGGGCGAGAGCGGCAAAAGGAAGCGGGAAAAAGAGCGCGGAGGACAAGUACGGGUACUUGUUCGGUGACGGCACCAGGAGACAAACAACAACGCGGAGAAGCGGGGGCGAGAAAGACUUACAACACGAGGAAAAGAAGAAGACGAGAUCUCGAGGCCAAUCGAGGGAAGAUAUACGCGGGGCGUACAAAGCGCACAAGGAGAGAUACUCGAAAGCGAUCACGUGCGAGUUCGAAGAAGAGCGCGAGCAAUUCAAGGAACGGUUGGAAUCGUGGCCGUUAUCGAGAUUGAAAAAUGAAGGAUACUGCUUGUCGGACGUGCGAGCGAGGUACGAAGGGACAAUCGGGAGAGACGCUUUGGUAAGAGUUCUGCGACCGAGGAGAGAUUUGCCGAAAAAUACGCCGUUAGGAGAGGAGUUGCCGUUUCAUCGCAUAUCCGUCGGGGAUAUGGUGAUUUUAUCCGAUAACGAAGUCGAGAGAGUGACUUUAGAGGAUAUCAACGUGUACGGAAGCGAAGAAGGUACGUCGUCCUCUUCGUCUAUCGUCGGCAUCGUCGCGAGCAGACAAAUGUUUUAUUUAACUAUUGCAAUUCCCGAGGACGAUUUAGGGGACGUGUUGAGGGACGGCGAGAACGGACGACGUUUGCGAAUAGAUCUCUCCGCGAAUACGGUGGCGUACGAUCGAGCGAUAUCCGCGUUGGAAGCUUUUAGCGAGCCCGGGGGCAUGCCGGGAUUAGAACGUUCCAAGAUGAACGACAGUAGUGGUGGUAACAAGAAAAGCGGCGGGGACAGUAAUAAAUUAUCUCAAACGGCGUAUCAAACGUUUCAAAGGAGUUUACUCGGGUUCGUUUCCUCUUCCUCGGUGAACUCAUUAGCGUCCACCCCAAUUAGCUGGAAGAACGACCAAAGAAUCGACCAAGCAAUGUCGUCGUACGCGAAAAAUUUGAAUCCAUCGCAACGGAAAGCAGUCAAAGCCGCCAUGCAAAACACUUUAACGCUAUGGAGAGGACCACCUGGAACGGGUAAAACGAGAACUCUGGUUGCUUUAAUCGCGUCUGUGGUGAAUUAUGCAAACGUACAGGAGAAUGGCGGCAAAAGCGACAGAGGAAAAUCUUCUAAUACGCAAGCGUCGUGGAGAGGACCGAAAGUUUUAGCGUGCGCGGCGUCGAACGUCGCCGUCGAUAACAUCUUGGAUGCGUUACUUCGAGAAAAGAUAGAUCGCUCGAUGAACAUUUUACGCUUAGGUUCGCCCGCUAGAGUACAGCCGUGGUUGUUAGAGUCCACGUUGAGUCAUAAAGUCGCGUUGCAUCCGAAGGGUAAAGAAGCGAAUAGCAUUCGCGAACGGUUUCGAGGUAUCACGUCCUUGGAAGCUGCGAAAGCCAGAAAACAAGCGCAACAGUUAGAUAGGGAAGCGGCGAUCCAAGUAGUUAACGCGUCCGAUGUGAUUUUAGCCACGUGCGUCGGCGCCGGCGACGAUUUACUCGCCGACCGCGUCUUUCGCUACGCCUUUGUCGACGAAGCCGCGCAAUGCGUUGAACCGCACACUCUCAUUCCUUUGACGAAAGCGUUGGCGGGCGUGUUAGUCGGCGAUACAAAACAGUUACCGCCAACAGUGGUCAGUCGAGACGCAGUUGCGAUUGGUUUACAGAGAAGUUUAAUCGAACGACUAGAAUUGUUAGGCGUCGAACCGUACUUACUGGAAGAACAAUAUAGAAUGCACCCGGGCUUAGCGGCGUUUUCCUCGGUUCGGUUUUACGAUCGACGAUUGAAAUCGGUGCCGAAACCGAGCGAACGCGUAGCGCCGAACGGAGUCAAUUGGCCGAGUACAAUGGUUCCGUUAGCGUUCGUCGAGGUCAAAGGCGAAGAAAUGCGAGCGCCGGAUGGAAACUCCAUCUUUAACGUCCAAGAAGCCGAAGAGUGCGUGAGAGUGGUACAAAAGCUCUUACUCUCCGGAGACGUGAAAAACGCGGGCGAUAUUGGCAUCAUAGCGCCGUACGCCGCGCAAGUUCGAGCGAUUAGCGAAGAGUGGAACCGAAAAGUAACGAGCGAUGUCAAGCUGAAAAACACGUCCGUAGUCGAGGCCGACAACCCGGAAAGCGCCAAAGACGAACUCGAAAUCCGCUCCGUGGAUGGAUUCCAAGGCAGAGAGAAAGAAGUUAUCGUUUUGUGCACGGUAAGAAACAAUCGUCAAAAUCAACUCGGAUUCGUCGCCGAUCCGAGACGAUUGAACGUCGCGAUUACGAGAGCAAAAAGAGGAUUAAUCGUCCUCGGCCAUCGAGACACGCUCUCGACGGAUCAGUUAUGGCAGAAAUGGCUACAGUUUGUCGAUAAAUACGAGUGCGAAGUAGAAAGCGCGGACGUUUUUUUAGAUGAAUCAUAA
Bathycoccus prasinos is the source of this 2958-nucleotide messenger RNA. RefSeq lists its product with no specific name. Lineage: Eukaryota; Viridiplantae; Chlorophyta; Mamiellophyceae; Mamiellales; Bathycoccaceae. The record is from RefSeq and is a predicted model, not a curated record. Gene Ontology annotation, molecular function: 5'-3' DNA helicase activity. The transcript has a single exon. The coding region runs from base 1 to 2958 and encodes 985 amino acids.